Messenger RNA from Amphimedon queenslandica, 4260 nucleotides. Its product is annotated as adenylate cyclase type 9-like. Gene Ontology annotation, cellular component: plasma membrane. Lineage: Eukaryota; Metazoa; Porifera; Demospongiae; Haplosclerida; Niphatidae. Gene Ontology annotation, molecular function: adenylate cyclase activity. The transcript has 4 exons. Bases 87 to 4028 code for a protein of 1313 amino acids. Gene Ontology annotation, biological process: adenylate cyclase-activating G protein-coupled receptor signaling pathway; cyclic nucleotide biosynthetic process; intracellular signal transduction. The record is from RefSeq and is a predicted model, not a curated record.
CCAUUCUUGGCCUGCACUAUCUUCCUCUCUCUGUCUCUUCUUUCUCUGUUUACAAAACAUCUCCUUCUCCUAUUACUCUUCUUGUAAUGUCAGUGACGCUAGGAGAUCUUCGCCCGUCUCUAUCUCCUGCCAGUGAAAGGAGACCGACCGUUUAUAACAAGGAGAGUCAUAGCGAAGAGACUGACGAAGACUUGGGUCUUGGGCUAUGCUCUGACAGUACCUACCCCAACUCCUCCGGCGGUAGCACACACGAAGAUGAGGGUAGCCCCAUUACUGUUAGACCCCCUAGACUCUUAGCUCUACAUCUAAACGGUGCUGCUAACAAUAAUAAUGGAUUUGGCAUUGAGAAAGAUUCUGGCCUAGACAUCCCUAUUACUGGAAGCAGUUGCACAUCAGCGACACACACCCCUCUAGGUAGGACCUCGUUCAGCGAAGGCAGACGUCCCUCUAUCGUUGAAAUGGUUAAUGGAGGUCCAUUAGCAGGUUUAAAGUCAGGCUCAAAGUUAAAUUUUGAUGACAUGUCGGCUGGUGACUUAGAGUACGUUUAUCAGCUUCAUCAAAACAGGCGGGGCUCGUUGCCUAGUGACCACAUACAGGAGAUGAAGGUUCCCCCAGUACAGGAGCCUCUCAUGUCCUCUCAGACAGUCCUCAAUGGCUACUCCCCCACUUGUAAUCCUCGUCACUGUUGGGAGCCUCAUUUCAACUCAAAGAUUCUCGAGGCUCACUGGAAGAACAAAGUGACUGAGUUCUUGCACAGACGCUAUCGUGUUGCCCUCAUAUUUAUUGGGCUUUUCGCUCUUUUGUGGAUCGUAUUUUUCUCUGUUCAGCUUCCAGUGAAUUUAUCAAAUAAACUCACGAGCGAUUUUCUUGCUGCCGAAAGUGUCAAGUAUUCUGAAGGUUAUAUCAUGGGCGCCGUCACUCUUUUCUUUAUCCUCAUUCCUCUCCUUGUACUCACUUUUUGGAAGCACUAUCGUAAAAUCGCUCAAGCCCUCUCCGUCAUCCUAACCCUAGUAUUGAUGGGGUCUUCAAUCGGACUAGCCAUUGCUUUACACAUUGAUUCAACUGCUGGCAUAUCCACCAUAUCAUUUGUAGCUCAGUUCGCUAUAUCAGCCAUUGUGGUCCUGGUAGUAUACACUCUCUCUCGUUUCAGUAUUUGGUUCUCUGUCAUUAUCUGUUUCUGUUACAUGAUGAUUCUCGAGACUAUUUCCAUUACUCUUCAUAGCAUGAGCGCUCCGCAGUAUUUCAACAUAACCUCAACCACCGCCACUAAUACAAAUUAUUUCAAAUUAUUUACGUCGGCGACUGUGAGUAGACUGUUGUUCCACAUUGCUCUCAAUAUUUCGGGAAUCACCACGGCUUACCUAUCCCAGUUGAGGCUUCACGAUACAUUCUGGCGUAUCGGUCAAUGCGUGCUGGCCAGACGACUCCUAGACACGGAGAGGGACAUUGAGGAGAAGACGGUUCACUCUUUGCUACCGCGGGCUUUUGCCGAUAACCUUCUCUCGGCCGAUGUCCAAAUUGCCAUUAUCAUCAAUCAAGAGUUGCAUCGUGGGGAGCACUCCUCCCACCACCCGCUAUUCAAGCCGAUAUCGAUACCUUUUAAUUUCUGUUCCAUGGAUCGCGUGAGUAUACUCUUUGCCGACAUCGUCGGCUUCACGAAAUUUUCUUCAUCUCUCUCAGCAGCAGAGCUGGUUGGAAUACUCAACGAGAUAUUCUCAGAGUUUGACGAGCUCGCUGUGAGGAACAAAUGCGAGAAGGUAACAACCCUUGGUGAUAGCUACAUUGCUGUGUCUGGUUGUCCUAAGCAAGACUCGGCUCAUGCUGAUAACGUAGUCGAGAUGGGUCUUUCUAUAGUAAAGUCCCUCGAUGAUUAUUGUCUUCGUACGAGGCGACCAAUCAGAAUGAGGAUUGGAGUUCACAGCGGGUCUGUUAUUUGUGGCGUCGUUGGCACUAAAAGAUUCAAAUUUGACGUGUGGUCUCGUGACGUCACGAUAGCCAAUCAAAUCGAGUCUGUGGGCAUGCCUGGGCGUGUCAUUGUCUCCAUGGCAACUCGGAGCUACCUGUCAAGUGCAUACGUGACAGAAGACUACGUUGUUGAUGACGUUCCCCCGGACCUGGAGGGUAUGAAACUCUACUCUGCCUCUCGUUACAGAAGACGCUCCUCAACGACGAUCGGCUCUACGUCGCUAGCUUGGAAACAACGUAUUAAAGAGAUCGAGAGUGUGGGCAAGGGAGAGGAAGAAGGGGAGGAGGAGGAGGAGGAGAGCACUCUUAGGGAGAUGCUACGUAGACGCUCCUCUUUACGUGGUGACCUUCCACUUGAUGGGCAGCCCUCUGUAUCGUUACGGGACUCCCUGUCCCGCCAGUCCCACCUCCAGCAGUGUGCCUCUUACACUGAGGAGGCUAAUCCAUCAGACAGAGAGGAUAAUCUCGAUAGGAAGAUAGUCGACCUUAUGGAAGCGGAAAAGGUCAAGUUUGAUUCUUAUUUCGAUCCUCGUAUUCGCUGUCUCACGGUCUUCUUCAGCAACCAGGAGCUCGAGGCGAGAUAUCGUAAUCACGGUCGAGACCUCAUCGACCCUCAGAAUGGAAUGCAGAUGGAGCUUGGCUACCAAUUAACGAAACUGAGCUACUUAGUUGACGUUGUGGCCCUCAUAAGCAUAUUCUUGCUGAUAAUGGCAGGGACUGCCAUCACUCUAAGUGGCGGUACAGCCUUUCUCUCGGACGGCACUCCACUCUACCAGUCGUGGCUCAUAAUACUCAUACUAGGUCUCAUAACCCACACACUCAUUCUAAUAUGUGUCAUUGCCGUCUAUGCUCCUCAUCGGUUCCCGAAACAAUUUGCAUUAAAGUCCCAGUACCUCAUUAAUUGGUAUGUUCACUCUGUGGUUGCUACCUAUUUGAUAUAUUACCCGAUGUCGAUGGUCAUUAUAACUCUUACUCAAUGCUAUGGGUCUGGAUUCACGUCGGCCGAAGACCUCGUUCACGUCCAGAUGUCGCUUUAUGUGACGAUAAUCGUACUCAUCUCUUCGAUUAAUUUCAUGAAACUGAGCUACAUUGUCAAAGUUGCCGGUGGAGUCUGCAGCUGUGCCUUAACUAUUGUUCUCAUUGGUGCUGUCCACUUACAGAGGUGUCGGAGUAAGCUCCCCAUUGACAGUCCUGCUGGUAACUUUGGCAAUAGAACAAUCACCCCAGAGUCCCAAGUUGCUAUACUUCGUACCUAUUAUAACCAGCAUAUUGUCCCCGAGGCCUUGAUACUAUUUUUACUAAUCCUCACCAUAUUGGGUGUGGUCAAUAGCAUGUCUGAAGUCUCCGUGAGACUCAGUUUCAUCAGUAGGAUCGAAGCGGCCGUGAAUAAACAAACGACUCACCAGCAAAAGAACCAAGUUGAGUGGCUACUCUACAACAUCAUACCGCCUCACGUCGUGAUGGAGUUACGUAAUACAGGCCGUUACUCUCGUAACCACGAGUGCGUGGGCGUAGUUUUUGCGUCCAUCGUCAAUUUUGGUGACCUACGGAGCGGAGAAGGAGAUGAGGCCUCCUUUAGGUUGUUGAAUCGAAUAGUGAGAGAGUACGAUUCUCUCUUGGACCGAUCCCAAUUCUCUCAUGUUGAUAAGAUUAAGACUAUCGGGAGCACCUAUAUGGCUGCGUCGGGCCUCAACCUUCCUCCAAAUCACUCAGAUCACGUCGGCCAUCUCGUCCAAUUAAUAAAUUUCAGUCUUCAGCUCCAUGAGGUUCUCCGAAAGUUUAACAUAUUAGUCCCCGGUUUCUCGUUUCGUCUAAGGAUCGGUUUUAAUUACGGCCCCGUCACCUCGGGCGUGGUCGGAAGUCGAAAGCUACUCUAUGACAUUUGGGGUGAUACGGUUAAUGUUGCUAGCAGGAUGGAGAGCACCGGUAAAGUGAUGAAGAUACACCUUCCCGAGAAGUGUCUCCAGAUAUUGGACUCUUUUGUAACGUGGGACGAUCAUCAGACAGUAAACGUGAAGGGAAAGGGAAGCAUGAAAACCGUCUUUGUCACUGGAAGGAGAUAAUGUCAUUGACUUGUACCUCCAUCAUUGCUACUUCUAUUGUUUUUAUGUCUUAUAUUAUUAUUACUGGACCAGCUCUCUCUCUCACUCUCUUCUUGCCAUUUUUUCACCAUUCUUCAAUCUGUUUAUACGCAUCGUUAUUAUAAUUAUGUUGUGCUGUGACUGUUGUCAUUUUUCAUUGAAUGUAAUGAUUGUCUCAUAUUAAUUGCAAGUAAAUUCUUUGUUAUUUUUUCAA